UAAGGCAAGGGCAGACCCUAUGAAGAGCAACUGAGAGGAGGAGUAUAGCUCUGUAUAGUUUAUGACAGCACAGUGAAUGAGUGUUCAGCACACUGAUGAGAUUUUAGGCUCCAGUUCAUCGGAUCAGUAGAUGUAGUGUCACUUUUACCUGCGCUUAAGGUGCAGCUGAUCUUUCAAAGGUCUCAGCAGAAGCAAGCCAGAAGAAAGAAACUGAAGACUUUUAGCAACUUUUUUUUGGCUUUGUGUCUCAGCGAGGACCUCUCAUUUUCAUACUGCACUACUCUGAGGUGUCAACAUGCUGAAGCAGGUUCUAUCAUUUGGCCGCUCCUUGGUGCGAAGGAAAGUGGUCGACCUAAACAGCCUGGAAGACUCCAAGCUGUGCCGCUGCUUGGGAACAGUCGACCUCAUUGCCCUGGGAGUGGGCAGUACUCUGGGUGCUGGUGUCUACGUACUGGCAGGAGAGGUGGCCAAGGGAGACUCUGGGCCCAGCAUUGUCAUCUCCUUCCUAAUCGCUGCCCUGGCCUCCGUCAUGGCAGGCCUGUGUUAUGCUGAGUUUGGUGCCCGAGUCCCUAAGACUGGCUCUGCUUACCUUUACAGUUAUGUCACUGUAGGGGAGAUUUGGGCCUUCAUCACUGGCUGGAACCUAAUCCUUUCUUAUGUGAUUGGCACCUCCUCAGUUGCUAAAGCGUGGAGUGGCACAUUCGAUGAACUAAUAGGAGGACACAUAGAGAUAUUCUGUAAAACCCACUUCAGCAUGAAUUCUCCCGGUUUGGCUCAGUACCCUGACUUCUUUGCGGUCUGCCUGAUUCUGCUGCUUUCUGGACUUCUUUCCUUUGGAGUGAAGGAGUCAGCCUGGGUCAAUAAAGUCUUUACAUCAAUCAACGUGCUCGUACUCCUGUUUGUCAUCAUCUCUGGCUUUGUCAAGGGAGACGCACAGAACUGGAAGAUAACCGAAGACGCCCUUAUAAAUGUUACCAUAGUUACAAGGAACUUGUCCGUGACCGCCAAUGUGAGCAGCGAUUAUGGCGUUGGAGGAUUCAUGCCCUUCGGAUUCAGUGGGACCUUAGCCGGAGCCGCCACCUGCUUUUACGCUUUCGUUGGCUUUGACUGCAUUGCAACAACAGGUGAGGAGGUGAAGAACCCCCAGAGGGCCAUUCCCACUGGCAUUGUGGUGUCACUGACCGUGUGUUUCUUGGCAUACUUUGGUGUGUCAGCUGCACUCACACUCAUGAUGCCCUACUACCUGCUGGAUGAAAAGAGUCCCCUGCCUAUGGCAUUUGAAUACGUGGGCUGGGGCCCUGCCAAAUAUGUGGUGGCUGUGGGUUCACUAUGUGCCCUAUCUACAAGCCUAUUGGGCUCCAUGUUCCCUCUACCACGCAUUCUCUUUGCCAUGGCGCGAGACGGUAUUCUGUUCAAAUUUAUGUCCAAAGUGAGUAAGCGCCAGUCACCUGUGGCUGCCACCAUGGCGGCAGGUACAACUGCGGCAAUCAUGGCUUUCCUGUUUGACCUCAAGGCCCUGGUGGACAUGAUGUCCAUUGGAACUCUGCUGGCCUAUUCACUGGUUGCUGUGUGUGUACUGAUUCUCAGGUAUCAGCCAGAUGGAGCUCUGGGGCGGCAGGCAGGUAAAGGUGAGAGGGAUUUCCUCGCAUCUGAAGAGGGCGAAUCAGACUUGACAGAGUCAGAGUCCCACCUCAACAUGCUGAAGGGAGGCAGCUCCACACUGCAGGCUGUCCUACACCCCCCUGAGUCCCCUUCUGAGCAUUCGUCCAGUGUGGUCAACAUGUCCAUUGGCGUGCUAGUGCUAAUAGUGUGUGUGGUCAGCUAUCUCACCACAUACCACAUCAACUCCAUUUUGGGUAUGGAAGUGUGGAUCCUCGCAUUGCUGUCCGUGUGUCUCCUCAUCUUCAGCAGCUGCGUCUUUAUGGUUGUCAGGCAGCCUCAGACCAACAAGAAGGUCUCCUUCAUGGUACCCCUUCUGCCUUUUCUGCCUAUUCUGAGCAUAUUUGUCAACAUUUACCUGAUGGUUCAGCUGAGUGGAGACACCUGGAUACGUUUCUCAGUGUGGAUGGCUGUUGGUUUCCUGAUCUAUUUUGGCUACGGCAUGUGGCACAGUGUGGAACGCCAGUGCCAAAUCCAGAGUGGCAAAACACAGGAAAACACCAGGAGCAGCCAGAAGACGCGGGAUAGUGUGGAUGCAGAAGGAAAGGAACAGGAGUCUUUCAUCUGCUCAGAAAAGACCAGCCAGUGUUAAAGGAUGCCAGCUCAUUCACAGACUUUGUGAGGCGACAGAUGCAUAAAAGCACACUGCAGCUAUUCCUGGAUGCGUCUGUACAUACAGCUUCACCGCAAGUGUGCUUCACUUCCAAGCACAUUCAGCCUGCAAAUGCAGCAUCAGUAUUAUUUAUCAGUGGCACAUGAUGAGGAAUCGCUCGAUCACUGGGAUGGGACCACAUCCCACAGGUCACAUUUGUGGAUAGCAUUGAGGGAGAACGGACAGGUAACACACUGGAGAGUGAUUUUGAUUUAUUUUAGAAUUGAAGCAGUCAGUGCGAGGCUGCAGCGAAGCUUUUCCAUAUAUGGACAGGUCUGUACAGGUGGGGCUUUCCACGAAAAGUCUUGAAAUCUGAGCUCGAGUUUGAUGCAUCUUUAGCUUAGUAUAGAGUGUUGAACAAGGCCCAAGAUAUGGUUCUUAGACCUUUCUGAUGAUCAUUAUUUCAUAUGCAUAUAUUUACAAUUACAUAUAUAAUUCUCAUAGCUGUAUAUAAAUCAUAAAAACAUUUAGAGACAUGCACAACUGAAAUAGCUUUGUAGGCACAUAACAUGUCAUGACGUGACUUGCCUGAAAGUAUGCCGAGUGCUGGCAGUAAUUUUCAGUCAUGUUUAGGUAUUAUGUAACAACCCAUACAAACCUUUAUUACAAUCAGUGAGAUCUCUGUAGUUGUUGCUGUGCUCUUAUUUUACUUAUCAAGUUUUUUUCCUUGAGUUUGUUGACUUUGUUACUGUACGAAUAUGAAGAUUGCUCUUGUUCCCCACUCUGUCAGAUAUAUUUUCCUGUUUGCCUGACAUUUUGUGAUAUUUUGAUAUAGAAAUGCUGUUAACGUAUAAUAUUCAUGAAAAUGUUCUCUCUUGUGCGUUGCCACCUAACAAGAAGCACAAUUACAAGUUAAAGUAUUACUGUACAUAAAAUAAACCUGUC
This is a messenger RNA of Archocentrus centrarchus (flier cichlid), 3196 nucleotides long. It is a transcript of the gene slc7a2, whose product is annotated as solute carrier family 7 member 2. The record is from RefSeq and is a predicted model, not a curated record. Gene Ontology annotation, cellular component: plasma membrane. Bases 296 to 2251 code for a protein of 651 amino acids. Lineage: Eukaryota; Metazoa; Chordata; Actinopteri; Cichliformes; Cichlidae. The transcript has 13 exons. Gene Ontology annotation, molecular function: L-ornithine transmembrane transporter activity; L-lysine transmembrane transporter activity; L-arginine transmembrane transporter activity. Gene Ontology annotation, biological process: L-ornithine transmembrane transport; L-arginine import across plasma membrane.